Plectropomus leopardus (leopard coralgrouper) is the source of this 10590-nucleotide messenger RNA. RefSeq names its product REV3 like, DNA directed polymerase zeta catalytic subunit (gene rev3l). Gene Ontology annotation, biological process: double-strand break repair via homologous recombination; error-prone translesion synthesis. Lineage: Eukaryota; Metazoa; Chordata; Actinopteri; Perciformes; Serranidae. Gene Ontology annotation, molecular function: DNA binding; DNA-directed DNA polymerase activity; nucleotide binding. Gene Ontology annotation, cellular component: nucleus; zeta DNA polymerase complex. The record is from RefSeq and is a predicted model, not a curated record.
CAGAGGGAGCUCCGCGGAGGGGCCGUCUGACUAAACGGGACUGGCUGGGACUAGUUCUGAGGCGUGAUUUGGAAAGAUAACGCUACAUACCGGAAGCCCAGGGAACGUCUUCCUGGCUGAAAACAAAAACACCACGGAGAGAGCUAAAAUCACGGGACAGACACAAUUCAAACUACAACAUGGAGCUGACAGCAGCGGGGCGGUCUGUAAUCGCUCGCAGCCGUCGAGUGUAGCUCUCCCGGGUCACAGCAGCGGCGGCACCUCGGGGCGCGCUGGAGCCACGGGGAAUCUUUGUUCGCGUUUUUUUUUCAUGGGACACAACCGGGCUUCCCGACCGCUUUGUCGUUGUUUUACCGCCGUGACAGCAUCCACCUCGGCUGGUGACGACUGGCCACCGAGGCGGCCGUAUCUUAUGGACUCCUAACAGUAGUUUUUUGGCUUUUCUGACGGUUUGACGGACGCGGCAGUCAUGUUUGCGGUGCGAAUCGUCACCGCAGACUUCUAUCUGGCAAGUCCCAUUAAGGACCUGGACGUGUGCUAUUCUGAAUUCAGGGAGAGCGACGUGAAGAAAGUGCCAGUGGUGCGGAUAUUUGGAGCAACACCGGCAGGCCAGAAGACGUGUCUCCACCUUCAUGGCGUGUUCCCCUACAUCUACGUGCCAUACGAUGGGUACGGCCAACAAUCAGAGCGCUACCUGCGGCAGGUGGCCUUCAGCAUCGACAGGGCCCUUAACGUUGCCAUGGGAAACCCCGCCUCCAGCAUCCAGCACGUCUUCAAGGUGGUGCUGGUCUCUGGCAUGCCUUUCUAUGGCUACCAUGCUAAGGAGAAGCACUUUAUGAAGAUCUAUCUGUACAAUCCUCAGAUGGUCAAAAGGGUGUGUGAGCUGUUACAAAGCGGAGCAGUGAUGAACAAGAGCUACCAGCCCCACGAGGGCCACAUCCCCUACCUGCUGCAGCUCUUCAUAGACUACAAUCUGUACGGCAUGAACAUGGUGAACUUGGCGGCCGUCAAGUUCCGCAGGGGCCCGAAUAAAGAAGACGCACCAGCGGCCCCAGACAGGGAAAGUCCCAGCAGUCGGCCCAGCAUCAGCCCCUGGAAGAGCCCCAUCACCUCCAAACUCAACGACAGCACCCUGGGGGGCACAUUUGUCCGCUGGGAGGAGAACGCCAUACCCUGCUCUUUGGUCCUGGAUGAGGUGCAGAAGCAGAGCACCUGUGAGCUGGAGGUUGAUGCUGUGGCUGUGGAUGUUCUCAACCGCAUGGAGAUUGAAAAUCAGAUCGGCAGGAACCCCGGCCUGCAGGCCAUCUGGGAGGACGAGAAGCAGAGGAGGAGAGAGAAGAACCAGGCCUCCCAGAUAGAAACACCUGAGUCACAAGAUCGCGGGUUUGUCACUUCGACAGAGAGCGAGAAAAUCUUCAUGAGGAGAUUUAAGGAGAUCCUGAAGGAGAACGAGUUUGACGUGACACAAAGUUCGUCUGUUGUUGACGGUGAGGACCAAGAGGAUCUCCUGAGUGCAUUGACUCUCCAUUCUGUCCCCCUGACCGCCGAGGGACUGCCGUGUACCCCCGCUAACGCUGUGGAAGUGCACAGGAACUCCCAGCCAGACUCUGUGAGGAGCAGUGGUAAAGUCCCAGAGGAGGCCGUUGUUGACGAGGAGGCCAUCUUGAGUCUCCUGGAGAACAGUCAGACCUUCCUCCCGCUCUCCCAGACGUCCAGCCACUCGCCGCUGUUAGACAGCAGCCAAGACCAAGCCAUCAUCGAUUUGCUGGCAGGGCUGGAGAACGAUGGUUUCUGCAGGACCCCCAUCAGGCAGAACUCCCAAUCCCAGUCCGUCCCUGGUGCCAGUAACUACCAUUGCAACAGUGAUGAGGAGGAGGAGGGGCCCGAGCUGGACAAGGUGGAGGCAGAGCUCAGCGUGAUCAUGUCCCAGCGGUGGGACAGCGAGGCUCCUGAGAACUCACCAAUGCCAAGGCCCGGUGUGAAAGAACCAGAGGACUGCUUCAGUGACGAGCAGCAGGAGUCCUCUGACGAAGACAUGGAGUGGAGUGGGAAUAACUCUCUGUUCGCCAACCUGUCCAUCCCGCAGCUCGACGGGGCCGCAGACGAGAGCAGCGAUUCCUCUUUAACAGAUAGUGGCUCCAGGACCCAGUCCUCUGUCAUAGUUACAGAAAAGAUGCUUGGGAAAAGGAAUCCCUUCUCCGGGGAGACGGUUCACCUGGAGCCACCUUCCUCAGCUAAGAUCCUCCUUGAGUGCAAGCACCCCGAGCACAGACCAGUUCAUGUGCUGGACACGGAGCAACCAAUUGACAAGCACUUUCGAUCCAAAAGCAGCCAGGACAGCAGUAGUGAAUGUUCAACAGGUUUCAAGUUUAAUAAAGAAAUCCCCUACAUCCUACCAGUCAAACAUCCCAUCCCGUGCAAGUUACCCAGUCACCCUGAGGUGUCUCCCAUCUGCGUAGACAAACAGGACAUAAGACCCCUGUACACCUAUGACAAGAAAACCUCCAGAGCUUUGGAUAAGACAGACCUAGAAGGUUUCCCAUUUGGUAACGGAAAGGUCACCAAAAAUGGGAAGAAGUACGGCAGCAUAAAGAAUGUAGAAACAAACUGUCUGUCAAUUCUACAGAACCACAGGACCUUCUCUCUUUGUUACUCCGAGCUGAGAAACUGCUCAGCUAAGACGGAGCUGGAACUGAGCCAGAAGGACAGUAAAAGCCCCAUCCUGAGGAACAUUUCCUCAGCCCCAUCACCUAUGGUGGAGGAUGAGUUUCUUGAUCCUCAGGGGGAAGAAAUAGGCCAGGACAGUGAGGAGGGAGAUGUUGGUGAACUCAAAAUCAGGUACGAGGACUAUCAGGAAAAUAAGACAGAGAGGACCAUAGUGGCCCAACAGGAAGCGCACUACAAGUUCUUCCCCAGCGUCAUCCUCUCAAACUGCCUCAAUCGGAAGAAAGCUGGGAGCAAAAAGCUGUCUGAUCCCUGCAGCAAGCUCGAACAGGCCCAACCUCGUAGAUCAAGGCUAAAAUUGUAUAAGAAAAGGUUAGGUAUGUCAGGACAGAGGAGCAAAGUAAGCAUAGUCGAAAGCUCUACCUCUGACAGCCAGGAUAGCACUGGCCUCACCUCAACUACACCAGUGACUGCUGACACAGAGAUGCCAGCUUUGGAGGAUAAGCCAGUAGAAGAAGCUGAGCCAAUUAAAGAUUGGUCAGUCAAAAAAGGAGGGUCAAUCACAAAAGAGGAGCCAGAAAGUGAGGAGAUGUCUGUAAAUGAACAGACAGAACCACUUUCAGAGCCCUCUGCCAACAUGGUUUCCAGUUCUUCUGAAGAAGCUAAAGAGUCAGUGGAGGAUAGGUUAAGCCCAUUACAUGAAUUGUCAGCUAAAGUCACCUGUACUAAACCUUCAACACUGCCCGGUAGUAAAUACUCCCUGAGGGUCAAACGGAAGAUGAUCUAUGACAGUGAAGAUGGAGAAUACUCAGGUGCUACUCGUUCUAAAAACCAAGCCUCUGUCAAAGAUCGGCUCAAGGAGGCUAAUGUCCCCAGUGGACAGGAAGUAAAGGGCCAGAAACGACGCAAGAAGGAACCCCCAAUCAUCAUCAAGUACAUUAUCAUCAACAGGUUCAAAGGACAGAAGAACAUGCUGGUGAAGAUGUCCAAAGUGGAUGUGGAGGAGCAGUCGGUCUUACUGACGCCAAACAAGCUUGAGCAGUACAAUAAACUAGCACCUCUUAAGGAUUUUUGGCCCAAGGUGCCAGAAUCCACUGCUGUCAAGUUUCCCGUUACUGAGCCAAAGGCCAAAAAACACCCCAAAAGAAAGGCAAAGGUCAACUCCACAAAUAAGAAAACAGUAGGCAACUCCUCCAAACCUCGGGUCAGACAGGGUGAAAAGGCCAAAAGGACUAAUGGUUGUCAGAGAGGCCCAAUAUUACCCUCUCUGCCGCCCCCCCGGCCAUGUUACUGUGAGCUUGUUGAUGACCACGACACUGAGUACACAGAUGUCAUGGUAGAGUUGGGCUACCUCUCUGAUAGACCCCCAAGCCCGAUUAACUCCACACCUCCUCGAUGUUGGUCCCCGAGUGACCCUCUUAUGGACACUAAGAGUUCAGAACAGCUGAUAAACCCACUCAGUGACCCGUGUCUUAGUUCUGCUUUUCACACGUCACACACAGUGUCUUCAACCAAAGGAAUACGGAAUAAGUGUCAAACUGCCAAACCUAAGAAAUCCACAGACACUAAACACAAAGUAAGUAAGCCUGUUAGUAAGCCUCAGAAGGAAGAGGAACCCAAAAAAAUGAAACCAAGACAAAGGAAUGAAGCUGCUCCAAAGCAGAAGAAGAAAGCUAAAGAUACAGCCGAAAGUACUGUUAGCACUCCUUCAACCACCACAAAACCUAGCAAGUCUCGCAAAAAGAAGACAGAGGAACCCAAAAGCCAUGACUUAAGUAAUGAGAGCUCCCAGCUCCUAUUCCCAGAGGAUGAGCUACCUCCUUCCGAGAGUUCCUCACAAGACAUCCCACCGUUUCAGCAGCCAGUCAGCACAGAUGGAUCCGGCCAGGGCAGUUGUCAGCCAACAUCUACAUCAGACUCUAACUCAGUAGCCCAGUCUGUAGAACCAAAGGCUGAGGACUGUGAGACUUCCAUCAUGGAGGUCAACCAAGGCUUUUCAGCACCGGCUCAGAUGAAACAGCAAGGUUGCCAGACCACUGUGGUGAAAGCAGAGGCUUCACAAGAGGAGUGCACAACUCCUCCAGCUCCUCUAACUGGUAGACCCUUACUAAAAGACCGUAAAGACUCCCAGUUAGAAGCAGGCUCCCCACCCUCAGGCCCUAAGAACGGGGAGAUCCCUACUCUCUCUGAGACCCCUUCUGGCUUGGCUGUCCUCAAGCAGCUUCUCCAGAAGAGGCAGCAAGGACAGGCCCUUCCUCUACAAGUGGUCGGUACAGACAGCCACUCCACUGCCAUAGCUCAGGCCGCAGCACUACUGGAUCCCACUGUUAAACCAGCUAAAUCCAGAAAAGCUCCCUCUACCACUUCACGGAAGCCCAGGGCCCCAAAAUCUGCCACUCCCAAGGAUAAAAAGCCCAGAAUCAGGAAAGGCAAGACGAGCAGCACUCAGCCAAAUCUCUCAGUGAAGCAGGAGGGCUACUUGUCAGAUGACUGCCCCAUCUUCCUGUCAGAACCAGGCAUGGACAACUGCAACUUCAUAGAGGACAGCUUGUCACCAGAGCUCCCGCACAACUACACCUUUGAUAUAAACGCCAUAGAUCAGACCGAGUUCUCCAGCCCAUACAGCGGCAGUCAGUUUGUCCUGACUGAUAAAAAUUUACCAGUGAAGUUCCUGAGUGAUGUCAGCCAAGAAGCUGUGUCUGCUCAGGCACUUGGCUUAGAGAAGAAACCUGAUAGGCUGCUUGAUUCUGGGGAGGAGCUUCAAAAAGGUUCUGACUGGCACAAAGCAAGGCCUGCCAGCCCUGACCUCUUUGAUCGACCUGAGAACGGCGAGUCUGUAUCAAAUCACCUCACAUUCCUUGACUCUGAGAAAAUCAAGAGCAGAGAGUGGGACUUCUCUUUAGGCAAAACCCAUACACUCAGCCCCUUCCAAGACUUUCACUGUGAGAGAAAAGAGCUGCUCUUUUCCGUCUUCGACCCAGUCCAACCUUUGCCUUUAAGCUCUGCGUCAUUCGUCGAACAUGAGGGCUCCCCAACAGGGGAGCUUCUGGACGGCAUUGAUGGACUGACAUCCACCACACCCAGUAGCUCCCCACGUUCCAUAAGCUCACUAUCCCAGGUGAGGGCAAGCCAGCUGCUGCGGGGAGCAGGAGGUGGAGCCCAUGUUCUUAAGCCUCUCAUGUCCCCUCCAAGCCGGGAGGAGAUCCUCAGCACUCUGCUGGACCUGGAGAUGUCAGAGGCCACCUUCCAGGAGCCCUUCUGCAGCAACCCCUCUGAUGCACCAGGGAAACCAAUGGAGGUUGGCGGCCGUAAGUUAACAGUGCGUACCAGGCUGGCUAAGGAGCUUGCGGAGUUCAGUGGUGAUCUGUCUUUGGAGGGCCUCCAUUUCUGGAAGACGGCCUUCUCAGCCAUGACGCACCCUGCAGUCACUAUUACUUCAUCUUCCCAAGCCCGGGGAGCUGAGGCCUCAGAGGCAAAUAAAGAGGCCGAGCUUGACUCGUCCUCAGCCAGUGACAAGAAGGUCAUUCUCCUGCCCUGCAAGAACCCACCCAGCAGAGAGCGCGUGCAGCUGUGGCUGGAAGCCAGGAAACAGUACGAGAGUUUACAGAAAGGACUGCUGAAGAAGGGAAGGGUCGGACCGGAUAUGGAGGGGAACUCAGAAAGAACUGAGCAGACAGCUGCUUCCAGCUGUCCUGCAGUGAAGGUUGAGCUUUGCGAGAGACUCUCCAGCAUCAGGACGCAAAGGAGAAAGAAAUGCAAUCUGUCCUUAAUCAUACCUCCCCUGGACAAUACAGUCUGUAAAUCCACAGAGCUGAGUCCAGUUUCAGAUGAAGGCAGUGUGGAUACUGAGCAGGAGGGUGGAAGAAAACAUGAUGAUGUUGAUGAUGAUGAUGAUGAUGAUAAAAGCACCUCUCCAGAGUCCCCAGAAUUGCCUCCCUGGCAGGAGUCCUGUCAGCCCAGCCCCUCGGGGCCCGACCGACUCAGCGAAAACAGGCAAAGUGAAAACUCUCCAGAACCACUGUCACCGAGGCUCUCUAACUCCACGGAGAGAUUAGGGCAGAAUCUCAGUCCCUUGCUCCUCCAUGCCAGUAACAAGGAAGAAGGAAGGACGAGUCCCCAUCUCCUCCACAGCACCCCCUUUUUAAGAAGGAGACGGAGAAGCAGGGAGGAUCUGGAGCCAGUAUGCAGCACGCCCAUAUCUGAGGAGGAUCCAGUUUCCCAGAGACUCCAGCAGAGGAGGAGAAGCCAAGCGGACCCUUUGAGACGAGUGUUACUGACCACACAGAUGAAGAACCAGUUUGCUGCUUUGAAUGUGCCAAAGAAAGAAAACUCUCAGAUCGAAGGGCCCAGCAUAGCCAACUCUUACGGCUUCAAGAUCAGCAUGCAAAACCUGCAGGAUGCCAAAGCUCUGCAUGAGGUCCAGUACCUAACACUGAUGGGCAUGGAGCUCCAUGCAAGGACCAGGCGUGACCUUGAGCCUGACCCCGAGUUUGACCCCAUAUGUGCCUUAUUCUAUUGCCUCAGUUCUGAUGCUCCCCUGCCAGACGUCGAUGGCACCCAGCUGACGGGUGCCAUCGUGGUGGACAAAGACCAUCAAAGUUGUGACCAAGGUCACAGAGAAACGGCGCCCCUGCUGGUCAGGUCAGGCGUCUCUGGGCUGCAGGUGACAUACACCGCUGAUGAGAAGAUGCUGUUUCAGGAGCUCAUCACCAUCAUGAGGAGGUUUGACCCAGACAUCCUGGUGGGUUACGAGGUGCAGAUGCGUUCUUGGGGCUACCUCCUCCAGCGGGCUGCAGCGCUCGGAAUGGACCUGUGUCAGCAGCUGUCACGAGUGCCAGGUGACUCCAAAGAGAACCGCUUCGCUGCAGACAGGGAUGAGUACGGAGCCGACACCAUGACAGAGAUCAACAUCAUCGGACGCAUCACCCUCAACCUGUGGAGGGUGAUGAAGACCGAGGCGGCGUUGAACAACUACAGUUUUGAGAACGUGGCCUUCCAUGUCCUCCACCAGCGCUUCCCCCUGUACAGCCCCCGCACACUGUCAGACUGGUUUGACCACAACACCCACCUCUACAGGUGGAAGAUGGUUGACCACUACGUGAGUCGCGUGCGCGGCACCAUGCAGCUUUUACAGCAGAAUGACAUCAUCGGCAGAACCAGCGAGCUGGCCAGAUUAUUUGGGAUUCAGUUCUUUCACGUUCUGACCCGAGGAUCACAGUACCGCGUUGAGUCCAUGAUGCUGCGUGUGGCCAAGCCGCUGAACUACAUCCCAGUGACCCCCAGCAUCCAGCAGCGAGCUCAGCAGAGGGCGCCGCAGUGCAUUCCCCUGGUGAUGGAGCCGGAGUCUCGUUUCUACAGUAACUCAGUUAUUGUUCUGGACUUCCAGUCGCUCUACCCCUCCAUUGUCAUCGCGUACAACUACUGCUUCUCCACCUGCCUCGGACACGUGGACAGCCUGGGAACGCCCGAUGAGUUUAAGUUCGGCUGCACGUCCCUACGAGUUCCUCCCGAGCUCCUCUACCAGCUCCGCAAUGACAUCACCGUGUCACCCAACGGCAUCGCUUUCGUCAAGUCGUCGGUGCGUAAAGGGGUCCUGCCCAGCAUGCUGGAGGAGAUCCUGAACACGAGGAUCAUGGUGAAGCAGUCGAUGAAAAACUACAAGCAGGACAAAGCCCUGAUGAAGCUGCUGGACGCCCGGCAGCUCGGACUCAAGCUCAUCGCCAACGUCACCUUCGGCUACGCCGCCGCCAACUACUCUGGACGCAUGCCCAGCGUGGAGGUCGGAGACAGCAUCGUCCACAAAGCCAGAGAGACCCUGGAGAGAGCCAUCAAGCUGGUCAAUGACACUAAGAAAUGGGGAGCGCGCGUCGUGUACGGAGACACCGACAGCAUGUUUGUUUUGCUGAAGGGAGCCACCAAAGAGCAGGCCUUCAAGAUCGGCAACGAGAUCGCUGAGGCGGUCACCGCAACCAACCCCAAACCAGUCAAGCUCAAGUUUGAGAAGGUGUACCUGCCCUGCGUGCUGCAGACAAAGAAGCGUUACGUGGGCUACAUGUACGAGAGCCUUGACCAAAAGGAGCCCGUGUUUGACGCCAAAGGGAUCGAAACGGUGCGCCGCGAUGGCUGCCCCGCUGUUUCCAAGAUUCUGGAGCGUUCCAUUAAGCUUCUGUUUGAGACUCGGGACAUCAGCCAGGUGAAGCAGUUUGUGCAGCAUCAGUGUGUAAAGGUUCUGGACGGCCGGGCCAGCAUGCAGGACCUGACCUUCGCCAAGGAGUACCGGGGCAGCGGCUCGUACAGACCCGGAGCCUGCGUGCCCGCCCUGGAGCUCUCCAGGCGUAUGAUGGCGUAUGACCGUCGCCUGGAGCCCCGUGUUGGUGAGCGCGUGCCCUACGUGAUCGUGUACGGGAUGCCCGGCGUGCCCCUCAUCCAGCUGGUGCGUCGUCCCAUGGAGGUGCUGCAGGACCCCGGGCUCCGCCUCAACGCCACCUACUACAUCACCAAGCAGAUCCUGCCGCCGCUGGCCCGCAUGUUCCAGCUGAUCGGAGUGGACGUGUUCAGCUGGUACCAGGAGCUCCCCAGGAUCCAGAAGGCGUCCUGCUCCUCAGCGGCAGGAGGAGAGGAGAUGGGGAGGAAGGGAACCAUUUCCCAGUAUUUCACCACGCUUCACUGCCCCGUGUGUGACGAGCUGACCCAGCUGGGCGUGUGCUCGCGGUGCCGCGCUGAGCCCCAGAGAGUCGCAGUCACACUCUACCAGGACAUGAGACAGUGGGAGAGUCAGCAAGACCAGCUGCUGAAGAUCUGUAGGAACUGUAGCGGCUGUGCAGAGCGCCACGUGCCCUGCGUGUCUCUGGACUGUCCCGUCCUCUACAAGCUGUCCCGGGUCAACAGACAGCUCUCCAAGGCCCCCUACCUCCGACAGUUGCUGGAGCAGUUCUGAUUGGCUCUCGAACCCCCGGAGCUCCCCCCUGCUGAUUUGGUGCUAAUCCUUGCCCCGUUCCCCCCCACCCCCAUCUCAGUGUUUGAUUGUCCACUCAGUUGUAAUAGUUUAAAUGGUGCUUCAAUUGAACCCCGUUGGGUUUUCAUUCUGUCUUGUAAGUGUUCUUCGUUCUACAAGUAUUUCUCUGCGUGUGCAGGCCGUCUGGUUCGAGCCUCCUGUGGGGCUCAUGUGCGUCCUCAUGCUUGUUUGCUGCCAUCUCCAUUAGCUGCUAUGGGCUGAGUGAAGCUGCUGUCCACACGAGACGCAGCGACAGACUGCCUGUCAUGGAACUGAGCGCAGUCCAAUCAAGGAUGACGUGUUGUAUCUCGCGCUGUAGCAGUUUGAAGUUUUUAAGGAGCUCCUUAGAAAAACUCAAGACAAACAAUUCAAACCACUAAUUGACUUUUCUUCAUUUUUAUAUCAACUGCAGUCUUUUUGUAAAUAGCUCCUGUAUAGCUCCAUCUGUAAUCUCACUGUGCAUUAAAAAAAAAAAAAAAACUAAAGCUCCGGCCAUGAAUGCAAUCAAAACAGUUUUUAUGCAUUCUGUUACAGGAUGCCAUUUCUCAUUUUUCUUUUAACCUUGAUUGUAUUGACAUUCAUUUUGGCAGAUUUCACACUCCUUCUACAGAGUGUGGCGACUGGAAACUCUUUCAGUUUUUCUAAAAAAAAAAAUCUGGGACUGUUGCAAUACUGUAUUUUGAUAAUUUAUGUCAUGAAGAGUCUAUUGUUUCCUUGUGCAUAUAUGGUUUUGUGGACUGUGCAAAAGAAAAUCUGUCAUCAAACCAUGUCCAGAUCCAAUCUUCAAUUCCCCAUCCAGCCGUACACAGGAUCUGUGUAUUUGUAUAAAUGUACAAAAUAAUAAUGAAGGAGGUGUUUUUUGUUUCUUUUUAAUGGACAUUGCUGUGGGUGGAGGUUUGAGAUUGAUAUAAUAAAAAGUCAAUGUAUUAAAA